AUGGAACCCAGCGGAAUGAAUGUGGAUUUCGCGGUAACUGAGGUGCAACACGUACCGUUCCAGGAGAGUCACCAGGUCAAAUGUACCCACUCCGACUGUGAGAAACUCUUCGAGACCGACAAGGAGAUGAGGCGGCACAAGAGGGACAACCCGCAGCAUUUCUAUUGCUAUAAAUGCGAUGUGGACUGCGAGGAUUGGGAGGAUUUGACGAGACACAAAGUCGACAUGAUGGCUCCUUUCCUCGAGCGUAGAGUCAUUGCGACGGAUGACAACAAGCCGAAGCACAUCGUGUGCGAGUUCUGUGGCGAGGACUUCAAGAGCUUCGGUGGCAGGAAGCUUCAUCGGCAGCAGGCGCAUCCUGCUGACCAGGACAUCGAGUGUCCCGGCUGCAAGAGUCACUUCGUCCGAGCCGCCAACAUGAUCGUCCACAUUGAAGACAACGGCUGCAGUGAAAUCCGACCACACGAGCUGUUCCGUGCUAUCUGCCACAAGUUUGUCGUGAAGCAAGUGCUUCGCGCACCCGAUAAGUUCAAAUUGAGCCAAGUACCAGCAGGACCAGCAGGACCAGCAGUCACCGACGGAACCGAGACUCACGACCAAGACGACGGAGGUGUAUCUCUCCUUGACCAGGAAGAUGAAGCGCAAUUGGCGGGAUACAAGCCUCUGAGCAGCUCUUCAGACUACAUGAGCACAGCCUCACCGACUCCAUCGCGGGCAAGCAUGAACGUGCGACCAGCACCACCCUCUCAGGCAUCACUCACGCAAUCAAUGCGCAACAUGUCGAUCACCACCGCUACUCCGCGCUCAGUCUCGGGUACAAGUGCUGGUAGCUACGAUCAAAGCUAUCCGUAUCUGGCGCCCGAUACCUCCGGAGCGGUUCAAGUGUGGGCUUCAAGCAGCGGCAAGCCAUCGGCAUGGGGCACAUCUUCGAAUGCCUCGAAGAAGCUCUUCGCAAAAGCCCAGCCGACACCACUCCAAGCAGGAGACUGGAACGCGGUUCUCGCUCAGCGCGAAGAAGAAUCAUUGGCCGAUGAUGGCAAGAACCUCAUGAAGGCUCGCUGGUGGGAUCCGUCUUCCCAAGAUUACAAUCCAGACCUCUUCAAGGAUGAGAGUACCGGAGUCUACACCUGCCGUUUCCCUGACUGCAUGAGCGACGGCAUCGCAUUCCACGCUUUGGUCGACCUUCAAGAUCAUAUCACCAUGUUCCAUCUUCCAGGACACUUUCAAUGUCCGAGCUGCUUCAAGAGAUUCAAGAAGGCGUCGGCUUUGGUGGGCCACGCAGAGAAUACUCGGAAGUGUAACGUACGGGCGAGUGGUGGAUUCAAGUCGUUGAUCGCGGAGAUCACCGGCGGUCUGCUCGAUGCGAAGUCCGUGUCUGUUCCUAAGAUCUAUCGCCCAGACACGGCUCUGGUCAAGUUCGGCAAGGAGCCAACCCACGGCAUCAUGGACAACAAGUUCACGGCCAAGUCUUUCGACACUUAA
Molecule: messenger RNA, 1482 nt
Organism: Zasmidium cellare ATCC 36951
Lineage: Eukaryota; Fungi; Ascomycota; Dothideomycetes; Mycosphaerellales; Mycosphaerellaceae
Exons: 4
Coding region: 1-1482 (493 amino acids)
Biological process (GO): regulation of transcription by RNA polymerase II
Cellular component (GO): nucleus
Source: RefSeq, a predicted model, not a curated record